Molecule: messenger RNA, 2470 nt
Organism: Onychomys torridus (southern grasshopper mouse)
Lineage: Eukaryota; Metazoa; Chordata; Mammalia; Rodentia; Cricetidae
Gene: Slc35d4
Product: transmembrane protein 241
Exons: 14
Coding region: 217-1170 (317 amino acids)
Cellular component (GO): Golgi apparatus
Molecular function (GO): antiporter activity
Source: RefSeq, a predicted model, not a curated record
CUAGAGAGGACCCGCGUCUCACCACCCGGGGACUCCGGGCCAGCAGCGCCGCCGAAGCGCCCCAGCAGGAGCGGCCCCUUUAAGGAGGCAGGCUCCCGGCUCGCGGCUCGCUGAUUGGCGGAGCGGAGCCCCGUGGCAGGCCGGCCGAGUCCCAGGCGGCCGGGUGGGCUCCGGUGGGGGCCGCCGCCUCUCCGGGGAAGCCGCGAGAGCUGCCAGAUGAUCGGGAGGCGGUCCCUGCUCGGCCUCACCUUUUGCACCUGCUACCUGGCUUCUCACCUCACGAACAAGUAUGUCCUGUCUGUACUGAAAUUUACCUACCCUACGUUAUUCCAAGGGUGGCAGACAUUCCUCGGUGGACUUUUGCUUCAUGUGUCAUGGAAACUGGGCUGGGUGGAGAUCAACAGCAGCUUCAGAUCUAAUGUUUUGGCAUGGCUUCCUGCUGCAGUGCUGUUCGUGGGGAUAAUCUAUGCAGGGUCCAGAGCUUUGUCCAGAUUGGCUAUUCCUGUGUUUUUCAUUUUGCAUAAUGUAGCUGAGGUUCUCAUCUGCGGGUACCGGAAGUGUGUCUGGAAAGAGAAAACAUCGCCCACAAAGAUCUGUAGUGCCCUCUUUCUCGUGGCUGCUGCAGGGUGCCUUCCCUUCCAGGAUGCACAGUUUGAUCCAGAUGGCUAUUUUUGGGCUGUAAUUCACUUAUUUUGUGUAGGGGCUUACAAAAUACUUCAGAAAUCCCAGAAGCCCAGCAUGUUAAGUGACGUUGACCAGCAGUACUUAAACUAUAUAUUCAGCGUGGCACUCCUGGGAUUUGCGUCUCAUCCCACAGGUGACCUCUUCAGUGCCCUGGACUUUCCAUUCCUGCAUUUCUACAGAUUCCAUGGCAGCUGCUGUGCCAGCGGAGUUUUAGGAUUCUUUCUCAUGCUCAGCUCGGUAAAGCUGAAAAGCAUUCUGGCCCCGGGACAAUGUGCAGCCUGGACUUUCUUUGCUAAGCUUCCUGCUUGGUGUACUUGGCGAGGCCCUGCUGGUUAUCUCAGAGCGGAGGAGUUCCUGAUGAAGAUGUGCAGGAAAAGCAAACACACACCUUGCUGCUGGAGCAGAAUACAGCACUCUGGCCUCCCUCUUGAGAGACAGAGAAAGAACACACCACAGAGAGACCAAGCUGAACUCAGUGUUUGCUGAUGGUUCAGAUAACCCGCUUUCUCAUUGCUUAGGAGAGGAUUUCCCAGGGGCCCCUGCACUGCUGCAGAGAAAGGGUCCAUUUUACUUCUUCCCAUGCUGGGCCAUCUCCACUCUCUGCACCCAGUUUUGCAGAGUCAGGAGGCAGAGGAUCUUAAUGGGAUGGCUGUGUCAUCUGGGUGGACUGUAGCCUCUGCACUAAGCCUGCCUUCCACCAGACGCUUGUAGAGUUGCGGUCACAGUCCAUGGAAUCUUGUUGCAUUUUUCUCAUGUUGUUUUGUAUCUUUACAUCUUGGAGUUUCUUUUAUUCUUUGAUUUUUCUGGUUUACCUGGAGCCCAUACCACCCACAAAAAAAAAGACAUGUAUGCUUCUGAGGGCCAUGUAGGGCAGGGCAGGUGUGGGGGCUGAGCAAGGGUUCUGGACCAAGUGAUACACCAGGAAAAAUCUUUAGACUGUGCUCUGAGUGGAGGCCUUUUGGUUGAUGCUGAUUUAUUUCCAGCUUCUAAAUUUUUCUUGGUUCUUGUGAAUUUGUCCUGACAAAUGUGUUGAAUUCUGUAGACUCUUGACCACCAUUAGGUUAAUCUGGUGACUAACCAGUUACCUGAAGCCUUUUAAGAACUGGGUGGGUCUUAAACACCUCACCUGCUCUGCCUCCUGAGUGCAGAGACUGCAGGCUAUUCUUUAAUACAUGUAAUGGCUUCACGUCUCAGACGAGAUCUCAAGGCACUGAACACUGGAUUUUAUCCCUCACACCAGAUGAAUGAUUGGAGUAAAGUCCCACACCUUACCACUAGAGAAGAAACAACUUUACACAAAAUAGUCACUUGAUUCCAAAUCCAUUAAGGCUUAAGAAAAUAAUGUUUCAGUGUAGAUAUUUCUUCUCACUGAUUUUACAAAUACUUGAUUCUAGCAAGUGUCACAGAGUUUUGGUCAUACUGAGGUCACUUCACCAGCCCUGAAAUGUAGGAGACUUGUGUCAUUGUUAGAGACCCUUGGGGCUCUGGGAACUUGUCCCAGGCUCAGUCUGAGGAGGAAUAAAGUCAGCUCCAUUAUUGCUGAAUGUUUUUUUCCAACUUGUUGGAAAACAAAGAAAAUGAAACAAUAGAAUAGAUGUAUGUAUUAAGAAUGUGAGGAUCUUUAGCUCAUGUCUUUUUCUGGCCUCUGCUUAUCAUUUAAGGUAAAAAUGUUCUAAGAUUUAAUGCUUAUGUAGUUUGCGAUUCACUUUCUUAGAGUAUUUUUUAGAUUGUUUGUUCUAUUAUUUUAUAUGUAUUGUGCACCAUGUGUAUGCCUGGUACCUGUAGA